AUUAGUGAACUACAAUAACACCUCCCCAACGAAAAACCCACAUUAUCUACUUUCGAAGAAAGCUUUGCCGCGGAUGAAAAAUCUUCAGCAGCUGUCAGAAUGAGCUGUACAGGAAGUCGAAGUGAAAGAUCCGACUGGUAUGGAGAUCUUAAAGAACUACAAAUUCGGUUUGAAAAACUUAAGAAAAAUGAAAAGAAGAAAAACUCUGUAUCUGAAUCUUCUCAAAAACUUGCUGAGGAGAUAGAGAGGCUUCUGGGAAACCUUUUACAGCUGGAUGAGAGACGGACUGAGACAGUAUUUAAUAUUGAAAUUUGGAAAAGAGGCGAAAUUGAAAGACUACGCGAAAGGUUUCAAAGUGAAAAUAACAAAUUGAAAGAACAAAGAGGAAGAGUUGAAAGUGAAAAUAACAACUUGAACGAAAAAAUAAAGAAAGCUGUAUCGGAGAGGGACAAUCUUAAGCAGAAGCUUGGUGAGAAUGAAAAAAUCAUCGCUGGUUUGGAUACUAGGAUCAAAAGGUUACAAAGCGAAAAUAACAACUCGAAAGAACAAAGAAAGAAAGUUGAAUCGGAGAGGGACAAUCUUAAGCUGAAGCUUGAUGAUGAUGAAAAAAUCAUCGCUGGUUUGGAUGCUAGAAUCGCAAGCUUUGAAAAGGAUAACACUCAGCUGAGAGAACAAUGCGAUAAAGUGACAAAGGAAAGUAGGAAUCUAGAAUUAAAGCUUGCUCAAGAACAGGGAAAUAUCAAUGAUUUACAGACAAAAGUCGACAGGUUACAAAAUGAAAAUAACAACUUGGAAGAACAAAGAAAGAAAGUUGCAUCGGAGAGGGACAAUCUUAAGCUGAAUCUUAGCGAGGAUUGCAAAAUCAUCGCUGAUUUGGAGACUAGGAUCGUAAGAUUAGAGAAAGAAGUUGAAGAUACAUCAAAAUUAUUUGAAAAUGCAAAAAUUGAAAAUCAGAAUCUUCAAAAAGAACUUAGUGAGAAGACGCUUGAGUGUCACUGGGUAUUGGAGGCUCAAAAUAAGCAAAUCGAUAACUUCAAGAGAAAUUUGAAUGAACAGAGGAAUUCUAUAGAUAAAUUGCAGAGAAAUCUAUCAGAGGAGAAAAAAGCCAAGGAAAAUGCAUUAAACAGGCUUAGCGCUGCAGCAGCCAAUAGGUUGCGAGACCAAAAUCCUGGAAUAACGGACCUCAGCGAUCCAAAUCGUCCCUUGAAAUUGGCUGAGAAGGUCUCGGAGUUGUAUGACAACGAAUGGACAAACGCCAUGGAGAACCUGGAAGGAGAGUUGGAUAUGCACGAGGAUAAGGGGAUCAAACUUUUACUGAAAAUUAUUAAAAACGUGUUUGACACGUGUGCUGAGUUUGGAGACGCCCACCUUGCAGCUUUCCCUGACAUGUUGAUCUUACCGCCAUCCAUUUUACAGAGGGCAAAAGAAAGAACGCUCUACACCAGGGACCUGCCGGCUGAAAUACUUAAACCGAUGAAAGAUUUUCGAAAAUCGCAAGCAAAGCAUGCUAUAAAUCAUUUGCGAAAGUAUUUCUCUUCGAACGAUGGAAAAUCAAAACUGCGAAUUAGUAAGAAGAAAUUCAACACCUGCAAAGAAUACAUUGACAAAUGCGUUGAACUUUGUUGGAUGAUGCGUAUACAAGAUCCUCCAAUCUAUAUGGAAACAGACUACCCGACUAAUUCAGAAUUCGACUCCAGCAGAAUGCGAUCAUACACAAAAGCAGGGAGAUUCGUAAAUUUUGUUGUUUGGCCCACGUUUUUUCUACACAAGGAUGGUCCACUGUUGGGAAAGGGGGUUGUGCAAGGAAGCAAAAAUGAAGUUGAGAACAUCGAAGAAAGUAAUAGCGAGGCAGGAUCCUCUUGUUCCGAUGAAUCUGAUGAUAAUUUUGACGACGCUCGCUCACGCACAGAUUCAGAUUUGAAAGAAGAUGCAUCAACAUAUGCACAGAAGCCAAAGUUGGAAGAUGGUGAAACCACAUCUGGAGCAGGUAAAUCGCAAAGCAAUAGCACCGAGGGAAACCCAGAGGAACCAAUUGCAGAAGAACCAAUCUCAGAGGAACCAAUUCCAGAGGAACCAAUUCCAGAGGAACCAAUCCCAGGGAAACUAUAUCUAGAGGAACCAAAUGGAGAUGAAUAUUCCGGUCAGCCAGAAGGGUCAGUCAAAGAAGGAACUCGUCAUAAGAAAGUCAAAGAAGUUUGGAAUAAUUCAGAAGGAGCGGACAGCAAAGAAGAAAUAAAAACUGAAGACGAUCACAAUGACAAGUUAACAAAUGAUGAUGAAGAUUGUGGCGAAUAGCAAAUAUUCAUUGAAUAUUAUACGGAGAUGCAUAUAGCAAUGAUAAAUUAAUAUCUUGAUUAAGUAUUAUACAGUAAUAUUAUCUUAAAUCGACUGUAUAUGGUUCCAAAGAAAUUUGCCGAACUACACGGAGUGCAGAACGCAGAAUUGUAAUAAUGAUAUGGUUGUGAUAAUAGCAAACGUAUCACUAAAUUACAAAUAUGUCAAAUGUUGCAAUAUUCGAUUUAUUCCAUUUAUAUUAUAGAAUUUUAUACUUGUAUAGUUCUCCAUAUAUUUUGCAUAAUUUGUAUUCAAUAAUUGUUAAUUUGUAUUCUAUGGGUUUUUUUAUUCUAUAUUUUUUUUAAUUUGUAUUGUAUACUGUAUUGUGUUAUUUUUCAUUUGUAUUUCCGUAAUCGUUAUUAUAUAGCUAGUAACUCUUUAAUUUUCCUAAAUUCUUGAGAAUUUUAGCGUUCAACAACUGGACCAUUAUUGAGCUCCAUCUUUUCAUGAAAGAACAGGAUCCACACCGAAACGUUCUGAGCACAAGUUACCGUUAUUGCACGAAGACAAAAUUUAUUUCAAGACUGAUAGAUUUGAACUCGGAAUCUACAUGUCAUUAAUCCAUUACUUUAUCCACUGAUCUACAAAAGUAUCGUGUAACGAGCUACUAUAAGAUAAACAGCUGAGUAGGAGUGAGGGUGAGGAUGAUUUCCUUAAUACUUUAAGCUCAACUUGUACAGAAUUUACCUUAAUCAGACAUCAGUUUUAAUACAUAUUAAUCUUGAAAUAGAUAUAUAUAAUUCAAUUUUAUAUUGUCUUUGAAUUGAUUUUGGUAGAUCCAAUAAAUUACCUACAAAACAAUACCCCCUCCCCCAACUAAUUUCCAUGUGUGCAUAAAGGAUGUAGCCAUCACUCUGAACCACCCGAAAUUAUUCGACCAAUGAAAGCGAUCGUGACAAAGAAAAUACACAUAUCCCACAAUUCUAAUUAAUUUUAUUAUCGAAUACAACUGGAAUUCACAUACAAUACAGAUUAAAACAUUAAAGGAUAGAAAUAGUGUAAUAUGCAUGUACAAUACAAAUGAAAAUAAUACAAUAUAUAUGGAAUACAAGUAGACAAUUUAAGAAUACAAUUUUAAAAUGUGUAACUUACGCGUACCGGCCAAAAUAAUGGGAAAGGGAAAAUAUUUCAAUAUGUAGUCCAGAUCUUCAUCGAUGUUUCAGAGAGGUAAAGAUUUGAUUCACUGUUGCAGAUAUUUCUCUAGACAGAUUAUAGUAAGAAAGCGCAGUGCCACUUGGUCUUCGCAUUCAUUUUGGUGAAAACUGAAAUAAAGCAAGCGGAUAUCUUUAGAGAAUUUAUUAUCAAGUGCCAUGUUUAACGAGUACUCGACUCGUUGCCGUCCUAUAUAUAUAUAUUUCAAAUGCAAUGUACAUCUUGUAUGAUCCUCUUAAAUGUACGUUAAAUAGCUGUAUCCUAUUUCCAUUUUCAAUGACUGUGUAGCGUGUGUGUGACAGCGUGGUGAGAAUUCCAUCAUUAUCGAAAGCAAGUGUGAAGACUUGCCUAGAUGGUCGAGCUAUAUAUAUAUAUAUAUAUAUAUAUAUAUAUAUAUAUAAGCACUGAAAAGGCCACAAAGCAAAUAACACGAAAUGUAUAUGUAAUAUAUGUCUCUUGAUAAAGACGCGUGUUGCGUCGAAAAUUUAAGUUUUAAAUAACCAACAGUGCCGUGGCCUUUUCAGUGCUUUUAUAAAUUUCUUUACUGGCCUUGUAUCUUCUCAGAUCCGACACUUUAAGAAAGUAGGGUGUUGUUGGGUUUAUGUGCUUUUAUAUAUAUAUAUAUAUAUAUAGUCUGUGUAAUCUUUAGUCAAAAAGUCAAAAAUUAAAUGCAUUAUUUCAUUAAUCAGCUUGUGAUUGGUUGUGACUUACUAGGUGUUUUUCAUUAACAUUACGUUACCAGCAACACGACUCAACAAUAAUUGUCUACGAAAUAUAACUAGCUAGUGGACUAUGUCCAUUUCGCUAAGUCCAUUCCAUUAUUGGCUAUUAAAGCGACACAGGAAAAUUCCGAUACAGCUGGGUUAUUACUGGAGGCAUCCGUAGAUUAACUUGUAAUAUGCUGUGAUACUCUGUAGAAAUCAAAAGUAUUCUGAUACAUUUGGAAAGAAAUACAAUUAUAUAGAUGGCAUAGAAAUGAAAAUAUUUGAAAAAUAAACUUGAAUUUUA
This is a messenger RNA of Ostrea edulis (European flat oyster), 4494 nucleotides long. RefSeq names its product putative leucine-rich repeat-containing protein DDB_G0290503. Bases 100 to 2295 code for a protein of 731 amino acids. NCBI's taxonomy places the organism in Eukaryota, Metazoa, Mollusca, Bivalvia, Ostreida, Ostreidae. The transcript is spliced from 13 exons. The record is from RefSeq and is a predicted model, not a curated record.